GGCCGACCGGAAGUGCUUCCGCCUCCGCCCGCCUCCGCGUUCCCUGUCGCGUCUCCGUCGGCCCUGUGAGCGAGGUCGUGCCCCGGAAGUAGAGGGGCCAUGUUGAUGGGUGACCCCGAGAGAGGUACGGGGCGAGUGGCGAGUCCUGAGGAAAGGUAGCGCGUGGCCCGCGGCCCUCCGUUGUUUUUCUGCAUCUUUUGCAUCACGGAAGACCCUCAGGGCCAAAAGGGAGCUGCUCGGCCGUUGAGGAGAAAAAAAAAGGGACAACGGUGGUGUGCCCAGGUCCGCGCAGGAAGUUAGCGAGGUCAGAGGCUACUGCUUCUGUCUUGGAGCCCAAAGUCCAGAUCAUUUUUAUUUUUCAUCCAGAGUGUGACGUUUGGUCCCUGUCAGUCCCCCAUGGCCCCGUGGAGCCGAGAGGCAGUGCUGCGUCUGUACCGGGCUCUGCUGCGCCAAGGCCGAGAGCUUCGCUACACUGAUCGAGACUUCUACUUUGCUUCCAUCCGCCGAGAAUUCAGGAAAAAUCAGAAGCUUGAGGACCUGGAAGCUCGAGAGAAGCAGCUGGAGAAGGGCCUGGUCUUCCUCCGUAGCAAACUAGGAGGCCUCAUUUAGGAUU
Apodemus sylvaticus (European woodmouse) is the source of this 613-nucleotide messenger RNA. RefSeq names its product MIEF1 upstream open reading frame protein. The coding region runs from base 397 to 609 and encodes 70 amino acids. The record is from RefSeq and is a predicted model, not a curated record. NCBI's taxonomy places the organism in Eukaryota, Metazoa, Chordata, Mammalia, Rodentia, Muridae. The transcript is spliced from 3 exons.